Messenger RNA from Parnassius apollo (apollo), 420 nucleotides. NCBI's taxonomy places the organism in Eukaryota, Metazoa, Arthropoda, Insecta, Lepidoptera, Papilionidae. The record is from the annotation of a GenBank genome assembly.
AUGGGUGUAUAUAACUCCAUUAUUAAAGAAAUGCUACAUCCUGCAAUCGAAAAUGAAGAAAAUAUGAAGACCAUUUUUAAUAAAACAUUUACUUUGGUAUCAGAGUUUAUUAGUGAAAUUUUGAAUAAUGAAAUGCCAAAUUUUACAAUUAACUCACCAGAUGAGAGAUCUUUCACUGGUGUCAACAAAAUUAAUAUCAAAAUUGAUAUGAAUGAUGAAACGAGGCUUUUAUUAUCUCAACAUAUUAAACAGCUUCAGGAUUUUCGACAAAACCAACAAAUCGGGUAUGAAUUUUCCACUCAACAGCAACACGAAGAACCACAAUUUAGAAUGCAGCAAUCUAACAACAGAUAUGCGCAAGUUCAAAGCGUAGGAACGUACAACACGAACAACUGGCCUAGGGUAUGCAAAUACUAUUAA